Cotesia congregata is the source of this 969-nucleotide messenger RNA. NCBI's taxonomy places the organism in Eukaryota, Metazoa, Arthropoda, Insecta, Hymenoptera, Braconidae. The record is from the annotation of a GenBank genome assembly.
CAAUUUUUUGGGAUCGUAAGGAGUGCUUGUGGGUGUAAUGAACAUCCAGAUCCUAUCAUAUUUGGACAAGUAUUCAGAUUACUCUGCUCCUAUUCUUUAGUUACGCCACCAAAAGGAUCAAAUGUAACUGCCGUUGAACUUUUGCAAUCAUUGAUGGAGACAAAAGAAUCACUGAUGCUAAGUCAAGAUAAAAAAUCAAAGUGGCUACAGAGAUUAGAUUCUAUAAUUGACAAUGGAUUCAUUGAAGAAGACGAUAUUUACCGAAAAAAAAGCGUCGCAGUGAGUCAUUUUGAGAAUUUAGUUGAUACGAGUGAAGAUGACACUGACGUCACGUCUGCCACCAAUGAUUCAUCAAAGUCAAGGACUACGAAUUUUCUUGAAAAAAGGAGUGUAGCUAAAAGACCUUUUGAGAGUUUAGUUGACUCUAGUGAAGAUGAAAACAAUAAUGUUAAUUUGGAUUCUGCUAUUACUGAUGGGUUACAAGCUAAUGAUCCUCAUGAACAUCAUGACUAUGAUGUUGUUAGUACAAGCGAGUUUGUUGUGUCGUAUAUUGCUGGUUACGUUGCCAGAAAAAUGCAGCGAUUUUCUCGGUGUCAUCUUUGCUUGGCGAGUCUAGAGUCUGAUAAAUCUUCUCAUAGAGAUCGAGUCAUUGAUCUAAUGAGUGAACAAUGUAUACGUCCAAGUAAUAAUCUAUAUUCUUUGAUCCAGCAGUUGGAAAAUAUUGUAUUGACUGUUGUUGGGACAAAGACAGUUAGGUUUGAUACGAUGAAUCAUAUUUUAGAUAAAGUCGCAGAAGAAAAAUCACUACCUUUUGUUGGUUGCCAAGAACAUCAAUUCACGUUGAUGAAAAAAAUAUUAAAUUACUUUAUAACUAUUAGAGGUCAUUUCUUAGCUAAUCAUAUCAAUAAGAAUUAUAAGCAAAAAAGUAUUAAAAAUAAAAAAUUACGUAAAAUUUCAAAAUUAGUGUAA